GUGUUGAAAUGCAGCAAAAAAUUUUAACAAAAAAAUAAAUACUUAAGUAAAACACAGAAACGGAAACCUCCACUGAAGUACAGUAAUGAAAUAUUUCAUUACUUCCUAAUUCAGCUGCAAAUACUGUUGUAAUACUGUGAUACUGACUCAACACUGGAAAGUCCUUGCUUACAUGUUCCCUGCUGAGGUGGUGUAAUGACUGUCUUAAACCAACAUCUUAGGUGACACACUGAACAGUUUAGAUACAAUGAUCUGACUUGGUAAGACAAAACAGAUGACAACCGAUUGGAGCUGAACGCCUUUUGUCAUAAUGGCAGGAAAUUUCCCAGGAAGCUGUUUAUGCAGUGUGUUUGGUGCAGGGAUAUUUAUUGCGGGGUGCACUGUUCUUCUUGUGAGUGCAUUUCCAAUUGCUGAGAUUGCUAUUGGUGCAGUGUACAUGUAUGAGUGUCCAGCAGCUCCAAUGAUUCCAGUCUAUGUGAUGGUGUGUGGGAUAUUGGGCCUGCUCCUAAUGAGUGCCUUAGCUUUGCCAAACCUCUUCUGUCCCACGAGGAAGAGCAACAUGGUGUUGACUCUGUGGAACUUAAGCCUGCUCCUGGUGUACAUUAUCUGGUUCCUCUACGGUAGCUACCAGAUUUAUUCUAUAUAUCCACCCAAUUACGACAGGAACACUGCCACUAUGCCUGGCAACAAGCUGAGCAAUACCACGGAGAACCCGACCCAAGGUCCUGUAAUCCUCAACCAGACCCGGAGCCUUCCGAUCCUCAACCAGACCCAGAACCUUCCAAAUGUCAACCAGACCUGGAUCAUCACUACCAAGGUGCCAGCAAGGAAGCUGUUACAGCUCUGGAGGAUGAGCACAAGAGUGAAUAAAGAGAACCUGAACCCUCCACAUACACACCAGGUUCUGCUUCUGGAGCCAUACUGUGAUCGAACUGUGUACUUGUUUUCUUUCUGGACCACCACACUGGUGUAUGUGUUUGGAGGAAAUGCCCUAGUCAUUCUUAUCUGUAUUUGUGGUUUCAUGAAAAUUGGCAACAUGCUUACAAAAUAUCUUUUUUAAAGCACUGAUGUCUAGAGACUGAAUGAAUAUUGUCUUGAAAUAACACACACCGAUGGCCAAUGGUCUCUACUAAUAUAUGACGCCAACAACUCAUCUUCUUAUGUAUUUCAUAUUGUUUUCAAUAUAAUUACUCCAUUUCACCUAUUUAGUUAGGUUCGUGAUGUCACAUCACUGUUGUGCCAAAGAUAAACAAUUACUUUUUUGAACCUGAUAACCUAAAUCAACUACAUGCUCCAUGAUUGUCUAGCAACUAUCAAAGAUUGCAUAACCACCACUUUCCUUAAUCCAAACCCUAAAAAUGCAGAAAUCAUUCUAUUUGGGCCAGAUAACUUAGCCACUUCCAUUGAUUCUAUUCUGUUGGUUGCUUUCAUUUCAUUACUGCAGCUACCUCUACACCUCUUUCAGUCAAUCAGCUGUCAAUUGUUUAUAAUUAGUCCAAAAAUCCGCUUCCAGGUUGUUAUCAUGAUGAGGUUGUUAGUCACACAUUAACCCAACACUCACAUCCCUCUAGUCUAUUGGCUUCCAAAAAGAAUUUAGAAUUUAUUUCAGAAUCCUGUAACAUUACAUUUAAAGCGCUGCAUCCAUGGCUUUGCUCUCCAACCUUCUGACAUAUUGCUCUCUUUUCUGUUCUGUUCCCCACUCUAAAUUAAAAUAGAAAAGGCAAUUGUGAUUUUCCUGGUUUUGCCUCAAUCUGGACUCACCGUCAUUAACCUUUCAUGUGCCAAGGCACUGGACUGUUUCAAGCAUCUUUUUUAAAAUUCACCUUCAGCCUUUUUACUCCUAAUACUGUACAAUGUGUAAAUGUAUGAUAUGACAAUGGCAGCAAACGGUUCAGUUUGGUCAGAAUCAGAUGAAAUUCCUGCUGACUUAACAGGGACCCAAUUAAAAAAUAUUGUGUGUACUGAGCAAAUUGUGAUAUGGUUAUUGAACUACUACAAUGUUCUAGUUAGGAUAUGGCUGGUAGCAAGGACAUUUAUCAACUUUUCCACUUCAGUUCUGUUUUUAUCUAUGUUGUACAUCUAGUAAGGAAAUGUAUGAUUGUUAAAAACCAAAGAUUUAAGCUUUCGAUUGGUAAUUUAAAGUUUCCAUCUGCUUGUUAAGUCAACACAAAGGUUUCACUGAACGUGGACAAGUCAGAAAAGCCUCAGGUUUUAAAAGAAACCUGCAUUUAUUUGUAUUUUUGUUCAACUAAACCUUGGGAAAG
Sphaeramia orbicularis (orbiculate cardinalfish) is the source of this 2264-nucleotide messenger RNA. RefSeq lists its product as uncharacterized. The record is from RefSeq and is a predicted model, not a curated record. Lineage: Eukaryota; Metazoa; Chordata; Actinopteri; Kurtiformes; Apogonidae. The transcript is spliced from 5 exons. Bases 311 to 1060 code for a protein of 249 amino acids.